Messenger RNA from Trematosphaeria pertusa, 2808 nucleotides. Its product is annotated as DUF726-domain-containing protein. The transcript has 2 exons. Lineage: Eukaryota; Fungi; Ascomycota; Dothideomycetes; Pleosporales; Trematosphaeriaceae. Bases 1 to 2808 code for a protein of 935 amino acids. The record is from RefSeq and is a predicted model, not a curated record.
AUGCCAUAUCAGCUCGUGCCCUCCCCAGGCAACCAUCUCGAUACUCCUACACCGAGUGCAACGGCAAGAAUGCUCUUUAAAGUCGCCAAUGUUAUCACCGGCGCUGGCUCCGAAGCCGCAAAACAGGAUGAAGGAGCCUCGCUCACCUCGGUCCUCGAGACGCCCACCCUCCGCGUUGAGCUCGCUUUGCUCGUGCUGCUAUGCACCGAUGCCAUGCGAAGCGACUUGAUUGCGACCUUCGAUCCAGAUAAGACACACGAGACCGCCUCCCCGACCUCCGCUGUCCCUUUGUCCCCGAAACCAGCGAAUCCGCAGCGAGACCUCAUAAGCUUCAAUGAGCUCCAAGAUGAGACAGCAAUGGCGCGAGAGAGAGCGAGGAGAGCUAGACAAAAGGAGGUGGAGUCGACACAUAUGCAGGGACUGCGGAGAAGCGCUCUCACCUUUUUCGACAAAUGGCGAGCCGGCGUCAUGCACCGUAUCUGUGACGUGCUCUGUGUGAGGGGCGACGUGGUACGACAGGCGAAGACCAAGAGGAAGCAGAUGCUAGAGGAGGCAGAAAGGCAGAAGCAAGGCAAUUCAUUGCUGAUUGACUUUGAGGGAGAUCCGUUUCGCAGCGAGGCAUACGCGGGUAGCAGAAGGAUGAAGCACGGGCAUUACAAUGUUAUCGAGAACAAGCUCAUGGCCUUCGACGAUCAGAAGAGGGUCCUAAUCUUGCAUUGCCUUCUCCUGCUGCUUUUGAGCUUGGAGCACUAUCCGGCGCAUUCGCGUGUCCUGCUACUACACCUGGCGAGCAGCCUAGAGCUCGAAGAGGAUCUCCUUGCCGACCACGAAAAGUCGGUAGCCCAAGGACUUCUUGCGACAGCCGCUUCCCAGAUGGAUGCCGAGGAAUCUGCGAAGAAGCAAGCGUCCAACGACGCUACGGCGCGGAAAUGGAAAGUUGGCCUUGCCGCCGUGGGUGGCGCAGUACUCAUCGGCGUUACUGGAGGCCUUGCUGCUCCUUUGCUCGCGGCGGGCAUUGGCACGGUGAUGGGAGGACUGGGCCUUGGUGUCGUCUCAACAUACCUGGGAGCUCUAGCUGGUAGCUCUGUUCUUGUAGGGUCAUUGUUCGGUGCUUACGGCGCCAAGAUGACGGGACGAAUCAUGGAACAAUAUGCAAAAGAAGUGCAAGACUUUGAGUUCAUCCCGGUCCAAGACCCCGAGCGGCCAUCAGUACAACGAGAUCACGAAUGGGCUGAAGACGAAGACGCUCGAGAUCCUAGAAAGCGCGAGCAACACAGACUACGGGUCUCAAUAGGCAUCAGCGGCUGGCUCAGCUCACCUUCUGACGUCAAUAAACCCUGGGAAGUGAUCGAUGCCUCUUCUACCGAACCGUUCGCUCUUCGCUUUGAGCUAGAUGCUAUGCUCCGCCUCGGAAACUCCCUCAACGAUGUCCUUUUCAGUUACGCUUGGGAUGGGGUGACGUACACUCUUGUCAGCCGGACUCUCCUCGGCGCACUGUACGCUGGUCUGUGGCCCCUCGGUCUCGUCAAGGUCGCAAGCGUCCUGGACAACCCAUUCAGUAUUGCCCUUGCUCGAGCCGAUAAGGCGGGAAAGGUUCUUGCUCACGCCCUCAUCGAUGGUGUACAAGGAAAGCGCCCCGUGACGCUGAUGGGAUACUCAAUCGGAGCGCGUGUGAUUUACGCUUGUCUCGUCGAGCUCGCUGAACAACACGCGUUCGGUCUGGUCGAAUCUGCUGUGCUUAUGGGUGCGCCGGUGCCUUCCGACAGCAAAUCCUGGAGGCAAAUUCGUUCUGUGGUUGCUGCACGCGUGGCCAACGUAUAUAGCACAGACGACUACAUCUUAGGCUUUCUCUACCGAUCCACGAAGCUCGAGUUUGGGGUUGCUGGGCUACAAGAGGUCAAGGACGUCCACAGCAUCGAAAACGCGGAUAUGAGCAAGCUUGUGACAGGUCAUGACAGGUACCGCUACCUCGUCGGCGCUAUCUUGACGAAGAUCGGCUUCGGCGACGUUGAUUUCAAUAGAGUAGCCGAGCAAGAGCGAGCACUGGAGGUGGCUGAGAGGAAGAAGCAGCAGGUCAGGGAACAUGUGAGGAAGCACAAGAAGGAGAAUCAUCAGCCUGAUCCCUCUGCUCAGGGCGCGACGGAAAUGAUCGUUGUGCAGGGCAGGUCGAACCAUUUGGUGGACGUCUCUGACCUACCUCCUGCGACCCAAGUUCAGCCGCCCAGUGAACCACCGCCCCUCCGACGGCCGAUGAUGGUCAUGCAACAAAGGUCGGGACAACAGCCGGCAAUUCAGCAGCGAACGGCAAUGCCAACAUCCUCGCCUAUCACUCGACAAGCACCUCCGGGCGCAGCAUCUGAAGAGAUGGACCCACUCUCCGGUGCCAUCAAGACCAACGACCGUCGUACUUCGGCUACGACUAGACAAUCUACGUUUCCCGUCGCUUCUAUCUCGCAGCAACGUCAGAUUCCGUCAAACGUUGCCCCAACGCCAACCACGCCUCCCCAACGCACCAACUUCACCGAGUCUGCAUCCUCCUCCUCCUCAGAAAACUACAAGAUCACCAUGCGCGAUCUGGACGCUCAGAAAUUCUCACCGCCAUUAGAAGAGAUGCUGAAACACCCGAGAACCACUACGCCAGCAGUCUCUGCUCCAGAUGAAGCGGGGAAGCGGGUACCCACCGUCGCGGUCAGCGAGGUGUCAGCCGACGAGCAUGGUGAAAGUGACGAUGAGAUCAGCAGCGAGUUUGGAGAGUUGAGCAUGGUAGAUCCGGUGCCUUUGGAUGAUAAUGAUUAUGGUUUGAUGUGA